AUGGCUCUUGCAGUCCGAAGUGUAUUGAGAACUGUCUCGAGGAGGCUGCAAGCCCGUACUUAUGCGGAUGCACCCAAAGAGGGAGAAAUGGCCUUCACUUUUGCUGCUGGCAAUAAAGUGUUCUAUGACAAGCAGGUUGUGAAACAGAUUGAUGUGCCAUCAUUCAGCGGAUCUUUUGGUAUUCUACCGAAACAUGUUCCCACUUUAGCUGUUCUAAGACCUGGUGUUGUCACCGUACUUGAAAAUGACGGAAAACAGAAUAAGAUAUUUGUUUCCUCAGGCACCAUCACAGUUAAUGAUGAUUCCUCAGUUCAAGUGCUAGCGGAGGAAGCUCAUCCCCUGGAAAGUUUGGACCGUGCUGCGGCUCAAGAGGCGCUCAGCAAGGCACAGUCUGAACUCAACAGUGCUGCUAAUGAACAGGCCAAAGCGGAGGCUGCUAUUGCUGUUGAAGUAGCCGAAGAAAUCGUGAAGGCCGUGUCUGCGUAA
Messenger RNA from Danaus chrysippus (African queen), 486 nucleotides. NCBI's taxonomy places the organism in Eukaryota, Metazoa, Arthropoda, Insecta, Lepidoptera, Nymphalidae. The record is from the annotation of a GenBank genome assembly.